Molecule: messenger RNA, 1245 nt
Organism: Salvelinus namaycush (lake trout)
Lineage: Eukaryota; Metazoa; Chordata; Actinopteri; Salmoniformes; Salmonidae
Product: zinc finger protein 271-like
Exons: 2
Coding region: 1-1245 (414 amino acids)
Source: RefSeq, a predicted model, not a curated record
AUGGACAUCUGUGGAUUAGGCAAAGGAGGGUUUGAGGUCAGGAGGUCAGAUCGUGGAUCCUCUGGGGAGCCUCAACAACCUCAUGAUGCUGACGAGGCAGAGAAGAGUCUCUCCAGAUCAGAACUUCUCAAGAAACACCAGCAGAGACCCUCAGGGAAGAUAAUUCACCGCUCUGACUGUGGGAAGAGAUUCACCUCAUCAGCAGGCAUUCAAAUUCAUCAGAGAAUCCACACAGUAGAGAAACCUUAUUGCUGUACUCAAUGUGGGAAGAGUUUUUAUACAUCUAGCCAUCUUAUUGUACACCAGAGAAUACACACAGGAGAGAAAUCUUAUAGCUGUGAUCAAUGUGGGAAGAGUUUUAUUCAGCUAAGCAACCUGAUAUCACACCAGAGAAUACACACAGGAGAGAAACCUUAUAGCUGUGAUCAAUGUGGGAAGAGUUUUACUCACGUAAGCACCCUGAUAUCACACCGGAGAAUACACACAGGAGAGAAACCGUUUAGCUGUGAUGAAUGUGGGAAGAGUUUUGCUAGGUCGAGCAAUCUGACUCGUCACCAGAGAACACACACAGGAGAGAAACGUUAUAGCUGUACUCAAUGUGGGAAGAGUUUGACUCAUUCAAGCAGCCUGAUAUUACACCAGAGGACACACACAGGAGAGAAACCUUAUAUCUGUGAUCAAUGUGGGAAGAGUUUUACUAAGCUAAGCAGCCUGAUAUCACACCAGAGGACACACACAGGAGAGAAACCUUAUAUCUGUGAUCAAUGUGGGAAGAGUUUAACUAAGCUAAGCAGCCUGAUAGCACACCAGAGAAUACACACAGGAGAGAAACCCUAUAGCUGUACUCAAUGUGGGAAGUUUUUUUUUACAUCUAGCCAUCUGAAGAUACACCAGAGAAGACACACAGGAGAGAAAUCUUAUAGCUGUACUGUAUGUGGGAAGAGUUUUGUUCAAUCUGGGGGACUGAAGAUACACCAGAGAACACACACAGGAGAGAAACCUUAUAGCUGUAGUCAAUGUGGGAAGAGUUUUGUUACAUCUGGGGAACUGACUGUACACCAGAGAACACACACAGGAGAGAAACCCUAUAGCUGUACUCAAUGUGGGAAGAGUUUUGUUCAAGCUAGCCAUCUGAAGAUACACCAGAGAACACACACAGGAGAGAAAUCUUAUAGCUGUGAUCAAUGUGGGAAGAGAUACUCUGAAAAAAGAUCUCUGAUCAAACAUCAGAAAAUACAUACAUGA